GCCAUUGUCGUUGAUGUCUCGUUCCGCCGCGAGUUCCGUUGGCUCAAUAACCGGAGAAUCGCCACAGAAGAAACUGCUUCAAUCGGCGUCUUCUUCUUCUUCUCUGGCAAUACUUCAUGACGAAAUCGCUGUGAGUUGCUUCGCACGCGUCCCGAGAUGUUACUACCCGGCGAUUUCACUCGUCUGCAGGAACUUCAGGCGUUUAAUGGCUUCGCCGGAGAUCUACAUCGAACGGUCAGUAAUUCGUCGCACUGAAAAUAUCCUCUAUGUUGCAAUUAGAUCAGAAGCUACAAAAACCCUUAGCUGGUACACACUCAAUCUAAAACCCUUUGGAACAACAGAGAUUAGCCAUAGAUUAGUUCCGGUUCCAUCAUUCCCUUCAAUUCCUGGAUAUGGAACAACUAUUAUCUCGUCCGGUUCUGAAACUUACGUCAUUGGUGGAUGCAUUGACGGAGAAUUAGUCUCUACUGUGUCUGUCAUCGAUUGUAGAUCUCACACUUGUCGCUUCCUCCCUAACAUGAAGGAGCCACGUAAAUGCGCCGCCGUGGGAUUGAUCGACGGGAAAUUAUAUGUUGUCGGAGGUUGUAACGCUCCGUCUUUGAGUUGGGUCGAGGUAUUCAACUUCAAGAAGCGAACUUGGGAGUCUGUUUUAAGUCUGGAUAAUGUGGACAUGGAUGAGCAAAUGAACUUCUUUGUGAUGAAUGAUAAGAUCUAUAGAAUAGGUCAGAAUACUAUGUUUGUUUACGAUCCGAAAAAGGGUAGAUUCGAGGAAGACUUGGCGUUGGGAAGAUUAUGGUUCAACGAAUCUUGCCCUAUAGAUAACGUGUUGUACGGCUUUUAUUGCAUGAACCAAAUACUUGCGUACGAUUUAGUUGUGGGGAUGGGGACAGUCUUCUGGGGUCUUGAAGGUUUACCUGAGGGGCUUCAAAGUUGUACAGGUAGAAUGGUGAAUCAUGGUGGACGACUUGCAAUUCUGUUUAAGAAGUCUCCAACAGAAAUUUGGCGUACAGAGAUUGCAAUAGAGAGGGCAGAAGAAGGAGGAUAUAUUAGUGGGAAGUUCUUGUGGUCUAAUCAUGUGCUUACUUUGACAGAUUCCUUCAUCAUUGAACGAGCUCUAGCUGUAACAGUUUAAUUAUCCCGCGUGACAAGUGUUAUAAAGGUAUGCUUCUGACUCAAAUAUCCUUGGUUUUUGUGAUGGAGCAUGAAUUACCGUUUCAAGUAUUUGAUAGGAGCUUUUGCUGUUAUAUCUAUUGUAUUGCGUUCAGAUGACUUUGCAGGAACCAAUAUCUGAUAAAGUUAGUUACGUGUGGAUUCGACUGGCGAGCUUGUGAGAUAUAUUAGUUUUAAUGGUGUAUCGAACUUGGCAUUCAUAUAUCGUGUUCUUGUAUGUUGCAGCUUCAAACAUGAAAAACCUCGCAAGUAUUGGAGCAGCUUGGUAUGAUAAAGAUGAAGCAACUUAGUAGCCGUAGUAUCUUAUAAACUAUUGGAUGUCCCCAUGUCGGUAUAUAGAACCUAUCUUUUGGAUCUUUGGGCUAAAUGAAUGCGAGUACUUUUGCAAUUUCUUGCCCUUGUUUAUUGCUUGUACAACUCUAUCUAUGCAACUUUAUUGUUUGAUCAAAUGUUACUAAUUGUCUUUACCUAUGAAUCUCUCUC
This is a messenger RNA of Arabidopsis thaliana (thale cress), 1653 nucleotides long. Its product is annotated as Galactose oxidase/kelch repeat superfamily protein. The record is from RefSeq and is marked reviewed. The transcript has a single exon. NCBI's taxonomy places the organism in Eukaryota, Viridiplantae, Streptophyta, Magnoliopsida, Brassicales, Brassicaceae. The coding region runs from base 14 to 1132 and encodes 372 amino acids.